AUGUCCUUAACAACAGGAUCGUUCUCGGCGCCUGCGCAGGUCCACACAUUUGAUGGUCUCCUUUCUGAUUUCGAUGGUACAAUUGUGGACUCGACUGAUGCGAUUGUAAAGCACUGGCACCAAAUUGGUGCCGAGCUCGGUGUCGACCCCAAGACUAUUCUCGCGACCUCGCAUGGCCGCCGCAGUAUCGAUACAAUGGGUCUAUACGACCAGACCAAGGCCAACUGGGACUAUGUCAAUGACAUCGAAGGCCGAAUCCCAAAACAAUAUGGCGCCGACGCCGUCGAGAUCCCUGGUGGUCGAGACCUCAUCGCAGCCCUCGAGACCUCCGGCGCAAAAUGGGGUGUUGUAACAUCCGGCACGCGCCCGCUGGUCGACGGCUGGCUGGAAGUGCUCAACCUCCCACACCCCAAGAACCUGGUGACAGCAAUGGACGUGCCGGUCGGCAAGCCCGACCCGCACUGCUACUUGCUAGGCAGGAAGCAGCUUGGCAUUGAAGAGUCAACCUCGAUUGUCGUACUCGAGGAUGCACCGUCGGGUAUUAAGGCUGGUAAGGCUGCUGGGUUCAAGGUUAUUGCGUUGACGACGACGCAUUCGCUGCAUCAGCUCCAGGAGGCUGGUGCGGAUUGGAUUGUGGAAGAUUUGAGGAGCAUUUCGGUCAAGGCGGUUGUUGAUGGCCAGGUGCAGAUUGAGAUCAAGAAUGCCUAUGUAUAG
This is a messenger RNA of Penicillium concentricum, 714 nucleotides long. RefSeq names its product HAD family hydrolase. NCBI's taxonomy places the organism in Eukaryota, Fungi, Ascomycota, Eurotiomycetes, Eurotiales, Aspergillaceae. The transcript is spliced from 4 exons. Bases 1 to 714 code for a protein of 237 amino acids. Gene Ontology annotation, molecular function: sugar-phosphatase activity; beta-phosphoglucomutase activity. The record is from RefSeq and is a predicted model, not a curated record.